Ichthyophthirius multifiliis is the source of this 603-nucleotide messenger RNA. RefSeq names its product Yip1 domain protein. Gene Ontology annotation, biological process: vesicle-mediated transport. Lineage: Eukaryota; Ciliophora; Oligohymenophorea; Hymenostomatida. Gene Ontology annotation, molecular function: small GTPase binding. Gene Ontology annotation, cellular component: Golgi apparatus. The transcript is spliced from 8 exons. The record is from RefSeq and is a predicted model, not a curated record.
AUGGAUUAUUAAUAAGAAAACGAAGGUAACAACUAAGUCUUAUAUGGCGCAGAUCAAGAUAUCGAAACUGUAAAAGAAGAUGAAAUUCAAAAACCUUAAGAAAAAAUGAACAAAGAGGAAUAAUAAUAAUUUUAAAAAUCAUGCUGUGCCAUUUUGUCAGUUGAAUAUUACUAACCAUAUUUUAAUAUUACAAGCAAUGAAAUUAUUAAGAGAAUUAAAUGUUGUUUUGUCCCAACAAAACCUGAAUUUUUGAAUAUAAUUAAAUAAAAUCCUGAUUUAUGGGGUCCUUUUUGGAUUUUAACAACAGUUGUUUUUAUGCUUUAUUCUUGCGGAAAUUUAUCUCAAUAUAUUUAAAUGAUAUGUCUUUAUGGAUAUUCUAUGGCUUGCUUUGUCAUUGUUACAUUAAUGAAUAUGAUACCUUUAUAUUAUAUAAAAGUUAUAUCAGUCAUUUAUGGUUUACUUAGUUCUACAGUAUUUAUUGUUAUAAAUAUAUUUGGAGAUAUUAAAGAAUUAGCACCUUAAAAAAAAUAUAUUAUUUUAGGUAUUAUUGGAGUAUUUUAAGUUGGUGUUAUGUUAACUUUCUUAUUAUAUUUCUUUAGCUGA